AUGUCGCUCGACAUGCUGUACAUCAAGUCGAAAUCCGUCAAGCCUUUGAGCCGGAAACACGGGAAGGCGGAGCUGAAGAGGAAAUCGUUCUCAACGAGGGGAGCAUGGAUCCUGUUCGUUUCGCCGAGGGGCCCCUUUUUUUUUGCGGUGGUGGCAGUUGGUGCUUCAGCAUCCUUGUGGCACAACAUGAGGACCAAAGACCUCGUGCGGAUUUCCGUGAUCGCCGUCUUGCACUUGUUGUUUUGCGUCUCACACGUGUGCUCGACAAAGAAAAACAAUGACUUGCUCUUGGGUCCAGCUCCAGCCAAGACCAACGCGACGCUCAUCGGGCUCAAGAAGAAUAACCAGAAGCGAGCCCCGGAAGGUCCCAUAAAGCUCCAAGUCCUGGGCAAGCCCAAAAAGAACCCGAAACCCGGCCCAGAGCCCAAAAAGGACACCGUAUCCAAGCGCCAAGCAGCAGAGGCGGAGAAGACGUCAACGGAACGCGUGUUUCGGGAAUUCUCCGACAUUGACGUGGAUUUAUGA
This is a messenger RNA of Notodromas monacha, 525 nucleotides long. The record is from the annotation of a GenBank genome assembly. NCBI's taxonomy places the organism in Eukaryota, Metazoa, Arthropoda, Ostracoda, Podocopida, Cyprididae.